AUGAGGGGCACGCUGCUGGCUCUGGGCUGCCUCGCUCUCCUGCUCCUGGCACGGGAAGGGGCAGGGGAAGGGAGCAAGGUGAGGCUCUGUGGGAGAGACUUCAUCAGAGCCGUGGUGUUCACCUGCGGCGGCUCGCGCUGGAGAAGGGACCGCGAUCUGCGGGAGAGUGAAAACCCCCAGCACUUCCCACACGAGGACGAGGGUGAUGCUGACUCCUCACCACACCCAGAGCUGAGGCUGGGAAUCCACAGAGAGGAACCCCAGGACGUCAAAGCUGAGCAAGACUUGCAAAACACCAGCAGAGUUCCUGUGCUCAGCAAGCGUGAGGCAGCCAAGCUGCUGGCCACAUCCUGCUGCAACGAGGGCUGCACCAGGACAGAGAUCAGCUCCCUGUGCUGA
Molecule: messenger RNA, 399 nt
Organism: Melospiza melodia melodia
Lineage: Eukaryota; Metazoa; Chordata; Aves; Passeriformes; Passerellidae
Gene: INSL5
Product: insulin like 5
Exons: 2
Coding region: 1-399 (132 amino acids)
Biological process (GO): positive regulation of feeding behavior
Cellular component (GO): extracellular region
Molecular function (GO): G protein-coupled receptor binding; hormone activity
Source: RefSeq, a predicted model, not a curated record